Molecule: messenger RNA, 1749 nt
Organism: Durio zibethinus
Lineage: Eukaryota; Viridiplantae; Streptophyta; Magnoliopsida; Malvales; Malvaceae
Source: RefSeq, a predicted model, not a curated record
CAAAUUAAUAUGUUACUAUAUCAUACAUUAAAUAAUGCAUAGAAAUAUCUAGCUUAGUUUUUUCACGUUGUCCUCAGUACUCUCGUGGACUUGGAAAAUGCGUGGUGUUUGUCAAAUCAAUCCCCGAAAAACAGAAAACAGCAUUAUCCAAAUGUAAAAUAUAAAUCUCAUCUUAGGCCAUCAUUAGUCACGCUGUGAAUCAUAAUCCAACAGAAACAGGAAAAAAAUUUUCAGUCUCAGUCUCUCACCCUUCCCUUUCAUGAAGAGGCAACCUCAGCCUUCAAAGUCUUCACCAGGGGCCCAUCUCACACCCCUCCUGUCCCAUUAACAUUAUCAGCAUCUACGUGUCACCUCAACCCAAACAACGUCCGCUCUAUAAAGUUUUACGAUUAAAAUAAAUAAAGCAAAUUAAAAUCAAAUCACAUCCGCCCACCUCACAACCUGAUAUAACCCGAAUAAACCUUUGGUACCGUUGGAUAUGCUACCACUGUACACCCUUAAGCCGGAUAUGAAUCGGGUAUAGGUAUAUCCCUUCAGCUUUUGAAGUCUCAAACUUUUUUUUUUUUUUAAUUUUAACCCCUACAAGAUCGAAAGCACAACUGAUGCAAACACUUCAUUGGAAUAUUCGAAGUAAAUUCUCCACAAAAUAUAAUUUUUUCCUUUUUUGCAGAUAAAAAAUGGUUUCUUUUUAAAGAACCUCAGAUAUUCGCUUCGCUAGGCCAGUCUCUCCGUUUAACUCGAACUAAUCCAAACCAAAACCUCCUUAAACCCGCAAAACACCAAUAUACGACAUCAUAUAGAAAUUUCGAUGGCUAGUUUUGGUAGAAGAAUAAAACGAGUUACUGACCCGCUCGACGACAGAGUCAAGGCUCGCCUCGUCGGCAUUAGUUACACCAGCAGCGGAAGCGAACACUCUGCUGCCGCCGUCGCCGAAGAUGAAUCUCCCUGCCUCUCGGAACUCGUUCAUCGUUUCCUGGAAGACGACCACGAUGCUGCUGAACAAACCGGUUACAACUCUGACUCCGAUCGAGUCGACUCAAACCCUGAUACUGCUGGCUGGAUCGAGAUCAUCAUCAAGUCAACCGCUGUUAACAACACGGAUUCGUACAGGAAUUUGCUUAUGGCUCAUGUUGUGAAAGCAAUGGAAAUGCUUUCAUUUUUCAAAACGGAUAAAGCUAUUUUCAGGCGUAAAGUAAUGGCUUAUCUUCGCGAGGUAGGCCACAAUGCGGCGAUUUGCAAGACAAAAUGGAGUUCCUCGGGAAACCUAACGGCCGGAAACUACGAGUUCAUCGACGUGGUACAAUCGGUACCACCCACGUGGCAAAACCGGUACUUCAUUGACCUCGAUUUUGACUCCGAGUUUGAGAUCGCGAGGCCGACGAGCGAGUACUCGAGGCUAUUGCAGUAUUUGCCUAGAGUUUUCGUGGGACAAAACGAGGAAUUGAAAAAGAUCGUCAAGGUGAUGUGUGAUUCGGCGAAAAGAUCGUUGAAGAGAAAGGAGUUGUCCCUCCCUCCUUGGAGGAAAAACCGUUAUAUGCAAAACAAAUGGUUCGGUCCGUACCGUCGAACGACGAACCAAAUCGCCGCGAGCUCCAGCUCAUUAACCCCUGCGAAUAUCCAUCCCGCCAAUGUUGUUAAAUGCCGUUACGUUGGCUUCGACGUCGCCGUCAACGGCCGUUUGUUUGUCCGUACGAGAUGAUAAUUUGGACAAACGAGAGAACAGUAAUAGAAAGAAAUGGGAGGAAUAUU